GGAAGUGCUGAUAAUACACCGCUGGCAGACCGCUAAAUUGUUGAGGUUCAUUUUCCAUUUCGUCGAACGUGACAUCGUUCUGCGUAGCCACGCGUGAUUGCAAUCUUGGGAAUUCUGUCGUUGAGAUGAAUGUCAGUAAAAUCUGAGAGUGACUAACUAGGCACACGGUGCCAUAAUGUCAUCGAAAGGUUCGACUUAGGAAUGCCUUAAAAUUCAUUUUUCUGUCUUGCACAAUAGCCACUGAUCCGACUCCGACAAAAUUUCAUUUAGUCGCGACGAAUCGUCGAAUAAUGGAGAACCACACGCAGGACAGCACCAUCAACAUGAACGGAAGCGAGGAUCUACAGCAGAAAGUAGAUAAACUGGAAUUGGAAAAUGUGAAGAUGCGUGAGGAAUUCAAUGUUCAGAGAGCAAAGCUAAAGGAACUGUUUCUUCAAAGAGAAGAAGAAUUCAAGAGGAGAUUACGCGAUAACACAUGUCUGCAAGAAGAGAUUGCAAGACUGAAAAAUGAAUUAGAUGAGGCAAAGACUCAACUGGUUGUUGCAGACCUAAAAGUUCAGAAUGAUAUGCUUAUUGAGAAAAGAAAAGCUCAAGAAGAAAUAGCAUCCUUACAACAAGUGAUACACGAAACGGUGGAAGAAAGUUCAUGUUCAAGAAAACAAUUGGACACAGAAGUCUCUAAAUUGAAAAUGACUCUUUCCAAGUUGCAAGAAGAAAACACGUUGUUAAAAUCGCAGUUACCUCGGGAGCCACCUGUAGAUGGACCACAGAUCUCACUAUCCACAGUCACCAAAACAAUAGCUCGAAAAGUAGUUUCACAAUUAGGUGCAGAUGCUUUAUCCUUAGGCCCUGACAAUCUCGAGGAAAGCAUGAGGAAGGUAAAAAAAUAUGCACAGGAAGAUGCAGAAGUUCUGCGUUCACUGGUAGUGCCACUCGAAGAAGAAAUUAAAGCCUUAAAAGAAAAACUGAGAUCUACAGACGAUGAGCUGCAGAAAUGCAAGGAAGCACAGACGCUAAAGAGACAACAGGAAUCUGGUUCCUUUGAACCUGUGUGCGAUAUGUGUGCAAAUUACGAGGCGCAAUUAGUUAAGAUGCAAGCAACCGCUAAAGAUUUCGAAAGGCAACUUCUCGACUCGGAGCGUAUGUUACAAGUGCAGAAAGAAGACUUGGCCAAAGAAGUGGAGUUCCGUAAAGAAAUGGAAGAGAAGUGGAAUGAAAAAAAAGAAGAGCACAAAAUCAAAGUAGCUGAAUUGACAGUCACCUCGCAAACUGUACAACAGACUUUGACUGAGCUGAAGAAAUCUUUUGAACAAGUUCAGAGGAACGUUAAAGAUGAACUGGUGAAGUUAACGCGGCGUCGGGAAGAAGUACAGAGGCACCUUAUUGCACUGCAAAAGGAAAAUGAGAAUCUUGUUGGUAAGCAUAGUAAGCAUUCCCAGCAAUUGCAAAGUGAGAGCAUCAAUAUGCCGAACAAUGUCGAAGACUUGCAUGUUAGUCUUCUAAAAAUGCGCGAGGAUCUGAUUACUGCCAAAGUUGCGCAAGAGGUUGCGCAAGAAAAAGAGGACACGUUACGAUACGAAGUGACCUUGCUUCAUGAACAAAUGGAACAGGAAAGUAGAGUGAAAGAACAAGAAGUGUCGGUAUUGAAGAAUGAUAUCAGCGGAUUAAGAACACAAUUAGAUAAAUACAUCAGAGAUCAUCGAUCGCUCGCUGAGAAAGAAGAAAAACUAGAACGUUUAGAAAAACAACUGGACGUGGUGUUAAAAGAAAAUAAAGAAGCUGAUUCAAAAAUAGCCGAAUUACGACAAAGAGUUACCAGCCUUCAACAAGAACUAGAUACUAGUGAAGCAGUUCAGAAAGACUUUGUUAGACUGUCACAGUCGUUGCAGGUACAACUAGAAAGAAUCAGACAAGCUGGUAGUGAAGUUAGAUGGCAACACGAGGAGGACGUAGAAGAAUGCCCUAGUUGUCAUACUGCUUUCACGGUUACAAAGAAAAAGGUACAUUGCCGUCAUUGUGGCCAUAUAUUUUGUCAGUCGUGCCUUUCACAUGUUGUGAAAAGCGGACCGAAACAAAGACCAUCCAGAGUCUGUGAUGUUUGCCAUACGCUGUUGGUGCAAGAUACAGCACCGUAUUUUAGCCAAGAACCACCACACACACCUGAUUAAAUGUUCGAACGCAAGACCAGUCCAGCGAUGUGCAAUAUUGAUUUGUUUCAGGAAAUUUUAGAGAUGCUGCUAGUGCGAGAGGGGGCUAGAUAAGAUUCCUAUUACCUGAAAACUGGAGUGAUAAGAUAAAUAUCGUG
This is a messenger RNA of Dufourea novaeangliae, 2305 nucleotides long. It is a transcript of the gene Rbpn-5, whose product is annotated as rab GTPase-binding effector protein 1. Gene Ontology annotation, cellular component: intracellular membrane-bounded organelle. Gene Ontology annotation, biological process: endocytosis. The coding region runs from base 291 to 2168 and encodes 625 amino acids. NCBI's taxonomy places the organism in Eukaryota, Metazoa, Arthropoda, Insecta, Hymenoptera, Halictidae. Gene Ontology annotation, molecular function: metal ion binding; growth factor activity; GTPase activator activity. The record is from RefSeq and is a predicted model, not a curated record. The transcript is spliced from 9 exons.